UCAUCUGAUUGGAUCACACCCCUCUCCCUCUCUCUCUCUUCUGUCUACUCUCUCUCUCUCUCUCUCCUUUUGAAGAAGUUUAUAAGGGAGACUCUGAAAUAAUACCUGAUGAAGGUGAAGGUUAGAGAAAGAAGAGAGAGAAAGUAAGUUUCUCUAGCUGAUGAAAAAAAAAAAGCUGAAAGUUUAAAGCUAAAAGAAAGCUGUUGUUAAACCGAAAGAAGAGCCUUUUUAUUAUUUUCCUUUCCUCUCAUGUUGUAGCUAGCUUUCUUCUCUCAUCACCCCACUUCUGCCCUUAUAUUAAAGCCCUCACAGUGAGUGAUUAUUGCUUUGGUGGGUUAGUCUCUCAACCUCAUUCAAUCAAUAACAAAUUAGCAUAUACAAGAUAAACAACCCAUCCAAUCCAUCUAUGUUCAACAACAACAACCCCUCUUCCACACUCCCUCCUCCCGACCCUUUCUCUUCCUCCGAUAAUGGAAGUAAUAGCAAGAGAAAACGACGACCAGCCGGAACUCCAGAUCCGGAUGCAGAAGUGGUUUCGCUUUCACCCAAGACGUUAUUGGAAUCGGAUAGAUAUGUGUGUGAGAUCUGCAACCAAGGAUUUCAGAGAGACCAGAACCUGCAGAUGCACCGGCGGAGGCACAAGGUGCCUUGGAAGCUGCUGAAGAGGGAGACGCCGGUGGCCAGGAAGCGAGUGUUCGUGUGCCCGGAGCCCAGCUGCUUGCACCAUGAUCCUUGCCACGCACUCGGCGAUCUAGUGGGUAUCAAGAAGCACUUCAGAAGGAAGCACAGCAAUCACAAGCAAUGGGUUUGUGAGAAAUGCUCAAAAGGGUAUGCUGUUCAAUCGGAUUACAAGGCUCAUCUCAAAACCUGUGGUACCAGAGGCCAUUCUUGUGACUGUGGCCGUGUUUUCUCAAGGGUGGAGAGUUUCAUAGAGCACCAAGAUGCUUGCAACAUGGGGCGGCUCGGGUCCGAGCCACAGUCACUGCAUCAGCCGGCUUGUUUGUCCCGGCAGGCGUCGAGCCCGAGCCCGUCCAGUGACACCAAUUUCAGCACAGCUCCUUGGCCUGGUUUGGUAAUGCCAAAACCCAAAGAUAACACCAUAUUCAUCACCCCAGAUGGAGAGAGUAAUUCUUCAAAGAGCUUGCAUCACCACAACUUAGAGCUUCAGCUUUUAACCACAUCCAAUCCACGUGACUCUUCAUCACUUUCCCCCAAAGCGGACGAAAACCACUCUACCCAGUUGCAGCUCUCAAUAGGGUCGUCUGAUUUCGGCGAGAAAAACGACCCGGACAUCGCCAAAUUCAGCAACAACACAGGCUGCAGGAGCUCUCUAAGGGAAAGUACUAUUAGUACUAAUGAGAAGCCUACGUUUGCUGCCUCUAGACUCAGAGAACAAGCGCGAGAACAACUGAGGAUGGCCAUGGCAGAGAAGGCGUAUGCGGAGGAGGCUAGACGGCAAGUGAAGAGACAGAUUGAGUUAGCUGAGCAAGAAUUUGCUAAUGCCAAGAGAAUAAGGCAACAAGCACAGUCCGAGCUAGACAAAGCUCGGGCUCUAAAAGAGCAUGCCAUCAAACAAAUCAAUUCUAUACUUGUUCAAAUCACUUGUCAUGCUUGUCAACAACAAUUUCAAGCAAGGACAGCAAUGGCACCUCCGGAUGAGAACUCGUUGGCAUUGAGUUACAUGUCAUCUGCCAUAACAGAAGGCGAAGUCGAGCACGAUGAUCGAACUGAUCAUAAUCAAUAUCACCACACAAAAUUUGCUCACCUGUAGAUCUUGAUGUCUCUUCAUAUAUUCAUGUCAAUGUUACCUUUUCUUUUCAUUUUAAAAAAAGAAAAAGAAAAAAAAAGAUGGAUCUAUCAACAUACCUAGAAAUGGCCUAUUAGGUGUUGUUGUGGUUAGUUAAUUCAGGCAUGUUAACGUUGAUUAAUGGAGUGUUGUAUCAGCCAAUUGGUGUGUGUUGUUAUUUGUUCACUAAAAUUGGUAAAUGGUGACUAUAUAAUAUGAUGGUUUUGGUUGAUAGUA
Molecule: messenger RNA, 2023 nt
Organism: Cornus florida
Lineage: Eukaryota; Viridiplantae; Streptophyta; Magnoliopsida; Cornales; Cornaceae
Product: zinc finger protein SHOOT GRAVITROPISM 5-like
Exons: 3
Coding region: 407-1771 (454 amino acids)
Cellular component (GO): nucleus
Molecular function (GO): DNA-binding transcription factor activity
Source: RefSeq, a predicted model, not a curated record